This is a messenger RNA of Penicillium odoratum, 1506 nucleotides long. Its product is annotated as glycoside hydrolase family 5 protein. The transcript has a single exon. Lineage: Eukaryota; Fungi; Ascomycota; Eurotiomycetes; Eurotiales; Aspergillaceae. Bases 1 to 1506 code for a protein of 501 amino acids. Gene Ontology annotation, biological process: glucan catabolic process. Gene Ontology annotation, cellular component: cell surface; extracellular region. The record is from RefSeq and is a predicted model, not a curated record. Gene Ontology annotation, molecular function: beta-glucosidase activity.
AUGGCUCCUUCCACGAACGAAUUCGUCAAUAACACAUCCAAACCCGCUGAUGAGGGGUUACCACGUUGCAGAAUGCUUCAUGUGGAUGGAACACGAAUUGUCAACCCUGCCGGUGAAACGGUCAUCCUGAAAGGUGCCGGCAUUGGAGGCUUCCUCAACAUGGAAAAUUUCAUUACCGGGUACGCGGGGCAUGAGCACGAGCAUCGGGCGCAACUAGCCUCUGUGCUAGGACACGAGAAGGCCGAAUAUUUCUUCAACAGACUCAUCCAUCACUUCUUCACUGAUGCAGAUGCAGUAUAUUUUGCCUCACUUGGUCUCAAUUGCAUCCGCAUUCCCUUCAAUUACCGACACUUUAUUGAUGAUUUAAAUCCUGGGGUGCUCAAGCCAAAUGGGUUUGCUAUGCUAGACAGAUGUGUCGAGAUAUGUGCACGCCAUAAUAUCUACGUUGUCCUUGACCUCCAUGCUGUACCCGGUGGACAGAACCAGGACUGGCACUCAGACUCUGGAACUGCACGAGCCCAGUUUUGGGACUUCAAAGACCACCAAGAUCGUGUCGUUCAGCUUUGGGAGGCACUGGCUGGGCGUUAUGUUGGCAAUCCAGUUAUCGCAGGCUACAAUCCUCUCAAUGAGCCUGCAGAUCCGAAUAUGACCGACAAGGGCUUCUAUGGUGCUCGGCUUGUGCAAUUCUGCUCCAGAAUUGAAAAGGCCAUCAGAGCUAUUGAUCCUGAUCAUAUGCUCUUCAUCGACGGCAACACCUUCGCCAUGGAUUUCCGAGCAUUUGCCGAAAGCCCUCUGCUUCCCAACACAGUGUAUGCUUGUCACGACUACAACAAGAUGGGUUUCCCCGGCCGGCAGCAGUACGAGGGUACAAAAUCUCAAAAAGAAGCCAUAAGGGCUAGCUUUGAGCGCAAAGUCGAGUUUAUGCGCGAGAAGAAUGUUCCUAUCUGGAACGGUGAAUUUGGCCCUGUAUACGACGACGAGAGGAAGGUUGGGAAAUCUGCUGCUGCAAAGACAAACGCAAAUAGGUUUGCCCUUCUCAAAGAGCAACUUCGCAUGUAUGCGGAAACUGGCGUCAGCUGGUCCAUCUGGCUCUAUAAAGAUAUUGGGUACCAGGGUAUGGUGUAUAUUGAUCCAGAAUCGCCUUACAUGAAGCUCAUCCAGCCAUUUGUGAUUCGAAAGGAGGAGCUGGGACUAGACUUCUGGGGUAUCGUUGAUAAGAGUGGUGUGGAGGGUGUGUACGGGCCGUUCAUUUCAGGCCUGAAGAAGAUGAUUCCGGAACAAUACCACUCGGUAAAAUAUCCCAAGGUCUGGACUUUUGAUCGGCACGUGGAGCGUGUGGUACGAGAAUGCCUCAUGAGUGAGUAUCUUGGAUGGGAGAUGGCUGAGCUGUUCCGCGGUAAGACGGAAGAAGAGCUGGAGGUAUUGGCGUCAAGUUUUGCGGUGGAAAAUUGUAAGCAGCGAGAUGAACUAAGUGUCAUUCUCAGGGAAGAUGCUUUCGGCCGCUGA